Rotaria sordida is the source of this 507-nucleotide messenger RNA. The record is from the annotation of a GenBank genome assembly. Lineage: Eukaryota; Metazoa; Rotifera; Eurotatoria; Philodinida; Philodinidae.
AUGGAAAAUUCAUCAAAUUUACAUGAUUUGGAUUUGGAUAAUAAACAAGGAUCAAAUGUUUCUCUUCCAUCAGGCUCAGCUGAAGAUUAUAUCAAUGAUCCAACACUUGAACAACAAUGGGCAAUGAAAGCAUUCCAACAUGCCGAAACAUAUUUUAAUUUACUUUGUGCUGUUGAUCCGAAACAAUUACGUUUAUCUCGUCAUGAUGAUAAAAUAUAUUCUCAUUUUCGUCAAUUAUUUCCUGAUUUUAAAAUCGAUACACUUGAUGAAAAUGAAAUCAAAUCAAAUGAAGCAAAACAACUAUGGAGACCAUUUUGUGAAGAAUUUCGAGAUUUAGUUGAAGAUUAUAAUUAUGGUACACUUAUACGUACAGAUUCCAAAGGUGAAUAUUCAAGUGAAAAUACAUUUCUAGUCGUACGAAUUCAAUUUUAUGCAAUUGAAAUUGCACGUAAUCGUGAAGGUUAUAAUGACUCUAUUCGUCAUUUAUAUGGAUCAAAAAAAUUAUGA